This is a messenger RNA of Fundulus heteroclitus (mummichog), 1386 nucleotides long. RefSeq lists its product as uncharacterized. The transcript has 5 exons. The record is from RefSeq and is a predicted model, not a curated record. NCBI's taxonomy places the organism in Eukaryota, Metazoa, Chordata, Actinopteri, Cyprinodontiformes, Fundulidae. The coding region runs from base 176 to 1042 and encodes 288 amino acids. Gene Ontology annotation, molecular function: POU domain binding; DNA binding.
UGUUCCAUGUGUCCCUGCCCUCCUGACAGUGUGGUUAAAGCUCUCUAAGUGGCACGCCACUCAGUAUGGUGCUGCACUCCUGGAUGGAGCCACUGUAAGCAAAUACAGCUGAGGGAGAACAGAGCGGCCUCUGUGGGUGUGUGUAUGAGAGCGUGUUACACCGUUCAGCAGCAUCAUGGAUACAGAAUAUUCCAAGCGAGUGUACCAAGGGGUGCGGGUCAAGCACACAGUGAAAGACCUGCUGGCUGAGAAGCGAUCCCGACAGACAAACGGGCCCAGAUAUAAUGGAGGAUCGACAUCUCCACCCUCUUUUGUCCAGAUGUCAGGGUCACACAUGCUGCCCAGCUACUACAGCAUGAGACGUCCCUUCAUAUCCGAUUCAGACUUUUGCACUUCCACUAAGCAGUUCCCUCCUGACGUCUAUUCUUCCACACAACCGUCCACCAUGUCCAGCUACUCCUCCCUUAUUGACAGCUACUACCCAGAAACCUUCGGUGACUACCGCAGCGCCGCCACCUUCUCCAGCUCGGGAAGCUCCUUCCUGCCCUCGUCAGCCAUUUCUUCCCUGUUGCCCCCUUUCAGCGGAGAAUCACCACACCUAUUUCUGCGUGACUCAUGGGACCAGUCAGGCCCGGAGCCAGUUUCCCAGGUGGAGGGCCUUUGUCAGGACACCCUGGGCUCUGUCAGCGUACCACCCUCUAUGCCCAGCCCAGAGCCCCCGGGUAGCCCAUCCCAGUACCGCUCCCCCAGCCGCGGCUCCUCCAUGGGCCCGAUCCCCAGCAGCCAGCCAUACACCCUGCAUCCUCUGGAGGACGUCCACUACCACCCUUUGACCACCAGCAGCACCUACUCUGUACCUUCCUCCUUUUCCUGCCCCCCGUACAUGAGCAGCCCUGUCAGCGACCUGGUGUCCAAGAUGGUGACGGAGGAGGGGGUCGAGGGUCACGGCAGCCUCCCAGUCGGCACGGAGGCCCACUCUUCGUGGGCCAAGGAGGACGGGGUGAGCCCCUGGUCCCCCUACGAGAUCAGGAGGGCCUACUGACAUGAGAGUCCAACCAAGACUGAGGAUCCAAAUUUCCAGUGAAUGGAAUUUCACAGACUUUUUCCUGGAAUAAAGCCACAAAGCACUGAGCUUGACAUAAAUUAUCGGAGCGGUUAUUUUGAGGGGAUAAUGUUCACUUUAAAUCAUUUUCCUAUUCAACAGUUAAUAUUUAUACCCUUAUUAGCAACACAGUAGCAUUGGUUGACUGAAUUGACCAACAGUUGUGGUGGGAGUAUCCUUUACUUACUGCCAAGAAGAAAACAAUGGGGUGAUUAUUAUUUUUCAUCUUUUUUAUAAUGUUUGUAUUUUAUGUAAAACAAAUAGAUCGGAGAGGAUCGCAGCAG